CAAUAGCAAAAUGUUGCUGCCACAGGCAAAGGCAAACAACAAACCAACUUUGAGCGGCGUGAGCAACAAAAUGGCGCUGGGCAAAUCCAUUAAAAUGUACCUGACCAUAUUCAUAGCCACAACCUGCAUCUAUAUGCUGCUCUAUCAGUAUCACAUGUCCCGACAACCACUCGCCGUCAACGAAGUCGUCAAGCCGCCGCUGUACAUUAUAACGCCCACUUAUCGACGACCCGAGCAACUGGCGGAGCUAACGCGCCUCGGCUAUACGCUGAAGCAUGUGCCCAACCUGCUCUGGCUGGUCAUCGAGGAUGCCAAUCAUACCAAUCGACUGGUCGCUCAGACGCUCAAUCGCAUCGGCGUGCCCUACGAGUAUCUAGUGGCGCCCAUGCCGGAGCAGUACAAGAAGACGAAACGCGCCAAGCCGCGCGGCGUGUCGAAUCGCAAUCGUGGCCUGGACUAUCUGCGCGCCAAUGCCACCGAGGGUGUGCUCUACUUUGCCGACGAUGAUAAUACCUACGAUAUUAACAUAUUCGAACAGAUGCGCUACACCAAGAAGGUGUCCAUGUGGCCAGUGGGCUUGGUCACCAAGACGGGCGUCAGCAGUCCCAUUAUACGCAAUGGCAAGCUGGAUGGCUACUACGAUGGCUGGCUGGGCGGUCGCAAGUAUCCGGUGGACAUGGCGGGCUUUGCGGUGAGCGUCAAGUUUCUGCACACGCGUCCCAAUGCCACGAUGCCCUUCAAGCCGGGCUAUGAGGAGGAUGGCUUUCUACGCAGCCUGGCACCGCUGCAGAAUACUGAAAUCGAGCUUUUAGCUGAUGAGUGCCGUGAUAUACUCACCUGGCAUACGCAGACGAAGAAGAAUCCGGCAGCACAGGUGCUGAACAAGCGCUAUGUGAACACGAAUCUGGAGUUUAUCGACAAGCUGCUGGUGCGUCCGUAGAGCAGCCUAGUUAGCCAUAGCCAUAGCUAGUUAUUAUAUAUAAAUAUAUAUAUAUAUAUGUAUACAUAGGUAUAUUGCAUACUGCAAGUUUUACUUCAUCGGUAUGUUUUGUAUCAGCGAGUGAGCCUCACAAAGUGUCCGUGACUUUAAACAGUUUAUUGUACAGGUACAAUUUUGGUUUUAAGUCCACUCUAAAAUAUGUUAGUUUUGUAAAUUGAAACAACUGCACAGCACAUUGAUCUAAGCAUUUAAGUUUAGGCUCUAAGCGCACAACUUUAUACGAUUACGAUGCUUUCAACAGAAUGUUUGACCCCAGACAGAGCCAGACAGCAUAAGACAUUUAACAUAUAUAGUUAUGAUAUAACGUCCUGUAACGAUUUUGUAAAUAUUUGCAAUGCCUGAUUUUAAAUUGUAGCAUUAACUUUUGAUAAUACGUACGUUAUAACUUAAGUGCAUUACUUUAAAAAAGACAAACUAAAGAUUAUGUUUAAUAUAUUUGUUUAACGUUUUGUUCUAUGCGUUCGCCAAACCCAACCCAUGGUUUCUGUUCCUAAAAUACAAAUACACACAUAGAGCGUUUAAUUGACGUUACUUUUGGCAUAAUCCCACACAGUUAUUUCGUCAUUUAUGUUAGUAAAGCAUUUUUUUGGGCGUUAGUUCAAGGCGAAAGCAAAGCGCUUUUCGCUUUUCCUAUAAUGUGGGCCGCAAGCAUUUCGUAAAAUUCACACUGACGUACAUUACAGGGCCAACAGAAACAGAAACAGAAACAAAACCAGAGCAAGAACAAGAACAAUAACGACAGCUCGAACUCGAACUCACAGGGCAAUAGAUAAGUGGAAACGAACGGGGGCAGGCAUGUCGAUGAUUUGAUGGUCACAUGGGCCGGGCUGGGCAGGGCAGGCCCCUGGGACAACGUGGAAUCGCGUGCCAAUUGAUAUUGUUGGUAAUGUUAAUGGUAAUGGCAAUUGAACGUGCAGUGUACUGCAAAAGUAAAUAAUAUAUAUAAAUUCUACUUGCAUUCAAUUACACAAAGUGGCAAAUAAGCUAAAGAAAACUACAAUACAUAACAAAUAUGAAUUACUCAAAGCUAUUCCCAACAGCAACUAUAACUAGUUUGCGUAUUUUUCAAAUUAACUACUGUUGACACUUAUUUGCAUAAAUCUCUUCUUUUUUUCGAUUAUAAGAUAUAAGACUUUGGCAAACGGUAUUAACCAAUACAGAAACUUUCUACAAUUUAUACAAUUAUGUACAUAAUACCUUAUAAGUAUUUAUAAACGCAACUAUGAAAGAUAUUAGUUAGGUACUUACCAAAUCUUUAAAUAUUAAAUAUCUUUAAUAGCGAAUCAAGCCACAAUGGCAACGGUUUGAUUCGCUGAUAUUAACUAAUCUCAAGGGUAAAUCUUCGUGAAUUGUUAUGCAAAUACCAAAUUAAAUACUAAUACGUAUACAAAAUAUUCUUAUAAAAUUCUUUAAUGAAAAUCCAUCAAAAAUAUUCUCGACUAUUCCAACUACACAACUUACAUUUCUAUGAAUAUGGUUAAACUAUUCUCAAAGCAGACAAGCAAUUUAAAUAAUCUAAAUUGUCGUGAAACAAGCACAAGGAACUUCAAUCAUUUUUUGUGCAAAAA
Molecule: messenger RNA, 2568 nt
Organism: Drosophila busckii
Lineage: Eukaryota; Metazoa; Arthropoda; Insecta; Diptera; Drosophilidae
Product: galactosylgalactosylxylosylprotein 3-beta-glucuronosyltransferase P
Exons: 5
Coding region: 11-940 (309 amino acids)
Biological process (GO): chondroitin sulfate proteoglycan biosynthetic process; carbohydrate metabolic process
Cellular component (GO): Golgi membrane
Molecular function (GO): galactosylgalactosylxylosylprotein 3-beta-glucuronosyltransferase activity
Source: RefSeq, a predicted model, not a curated record